CGGGAUCGAGCGAACACAGUGCCGUGGAUAAUAUCCAAACCGACUGUGUUCCGCCCUCCGGCACAGUGUAUUUUCUCGCCGCGGUAGUCGUCGUCGUUGCUUUUGCGUCCAGUCACGUGGUUCAUAAAUAUUCGCGAGUUUUUCAUACGAGACAAUCGUCCACUGAACUAUACGGUUGGUAUCGACGUACUUUACGGACGUUAUUCCCCUGGAACAAUUAUGGCAUACGGAUGAUAAAAUCUAACAAUAGUUCUGUGAGAUUAGUAUUAAGACCGCCGAUUUAGUUACACUUUUGUUAGCUCGGGAAAGCUAACUGGAAAAGCGAAUGGUAUGAUGACCAUGAUGUACGGAUCCGAAAAAAUGAUGGCCGGCAAACCGCCGUUGCCCAUUUCGGCCACGGGACCUUGUUUUCCCGGAAGAUAUUCUCCGACUUAUCGGAAUACUGCGGAUCCAAUGAGAAGAUGUAUGGGAAAUCCGUCGAGCCGGAUUCUAGAGGAUGCGUCCUCAUUCAUGUGCAACACCUGGUCUCCACGACAUAAUGGUGAUCUAUUUGGUGGUCUCAACGAUGGUCUACUCAGUAGAGCAGAGGUCUUGGCAGCAGUAGAUAUGGGAAAACAUCAUCACCACCAUAAUCAUCAAUCUCCUGGGCCGGGUAAUGGUAACAAUGGAAAUCAGGGUAAUGGUUCAAUAGGACCUGGUUCGACUGGUUCACCUGGACCCCUGACACAAAUCAAACAUGAUGUUAUGUCAUCGUAUCACCAUCAUCAUGGAAUGGGUGGACACUCAGGCAGCCAAAACCAUCGAGGUCAUCAGAUGCAUCCUGGUAUGGAUGGCCUCGACCUGCUGGAACCCAUUUCGUCAUCGACAAUGACUACACUCACACCUAUGUCCGACGGUUCUACUCACGGUCCGCUACACCCUAGCGUCUAUGGCGCAGGUAUGAUGGGCGGCCAUCAUCAUCAUCAUCCUCACUCAGGUGGCGGUCCAAACGGCCAUCCUCAUCAUCACCACCAUCAUCACCAUCACCACGCAGCAGCUGCAGCAGCAGCUGCUGCAGUCGGGAUGAUAAGCGCCAGCGGAGGCGCUGGACUACAGCAUCCUGACACCGACACGGACCCACGAGAACUAGAGGCGUUCGCUGAACGUUUUAAACAAAGACGCAUCAAACUUGGUGUGACACAAGCCGAUGUCGGUAAGGCGCUCGCCAACCUAAAACUACCAGGUGUUGGAGCCCUCUCUCAAAGCACAAUAUGUCGGUUCGAAUCUCUCACUUUGUCUCACAAUAACAUGAUCGCCUUAAAGCCCAUUCUUCAAGCUUGGCUAGAAGAAGCAGAGGCACAGGCGAAAAACAAGCGUCGGGACCCAGAUGCUCCAAGCGUAUUACCAGCAGGCGAGAAAAAACGAAAACGAACGUCGAUAGCAGCGCCCGAAAAACGGUCUUUGGAGGCUUAUUUUGCUGUUCAGCCAAGGCCGUCAGGGGAAAAAAUCGCAGCCAUUGCUGAAAAGUUAGACUUGAAAAAAAAUGUUGUAAGGGUAUGGUUUUGUAACCAAAGACAAAAACAGAAACGUAUGAAGUUUGCUGCUCAGCAUUGACUGAGUUAAAAUUCGUAUUCCCUUUCCUAAUUAUGUGCUCAUUUAAUUUGGUUGAACAAAUUUUAGAGUAAUGAUUUAAAUUAAUAUUAUCAUUGUAUAGGAUUUAUGUAAUUUAUAGUUACUAUUUAUUAACUUCUUUACACUAAGAAAUGUCCAUUUUAUUUAGACUUUAUGGUUGAUUCAAUUUUUUAAUACAAAAAUACAUUCAAAUGAAAAUUAUAUAAAAUGAUAAUUUUAUCGUAUUCCUAGAAAAAACAUUGCAAACAAUUAAUGAAAAAAUUGAAUAUUUUAGACGUCAAAAUAUAGUUUUAGAAAAAAUUCAUAACAUUCGAAUAAUAUUUUCAAUUUUUCAAUUAAUUUUUAUUCAAGAGUAAUUUAAAUAAUAAUUCGCUCUUUUUGUUCAAUUUAAAUACAAAUAUUUACGAAUAAUAACAAAUAAAUAGAGUAUUUUUAAGUUAGUAAACAGAAAUAUACGAAUAUCUGCCAGUAAAUUUAUUUUGACGCCAAGUUGAUUUAAUUUUUUACCUUUUCUUUGUCAACUGGACGUAACAUAUAUAUAUAUAUAUACCAAAAACUACUUAUGACAUACUACUACUUUUUAUAUUUCUCGAAAAAAAUUUUUUUAACACCCAGUAAGAAUCUAACAUAAAAUGCACUACAAAUAAUAUGUAAGAACAAGAACAGGUAGAUUGAAGCAUAUAUAUAUUUUAAUCUGGGAAACACUUAAAACAACUCCUAUCCGGUUUAAUUUUAGAAAAAUUAAGUAUUGUAAAUAAUUAGUAAUUGUACAAAGACAUUUUUAGUAAUUUACCUUUUUGUAUAUAAAUAACCAUAGAAAAAUAUAUAUGAUUUUUUUGCGUUUUCGACAUCAAAACUGUGAUCUUCAAUACCAGUAUAAUGCAAAAAUGGAAAUGUGCAAUAUAACUAUAAUUUUUUUAUGUAGACUAAAUUCAUUUGUUUAUGUACUAAAAUUAGAAUACCUAAUGUUUUAAUAAUUAAAAGGCAUAUACAGUUCGCAAGUAAAGACUAGAAAAAUAAAGACUACAUAAACUUACUGAAUCGUAAAAUAUGUGUCCAAUUAUAUUGAACUAUAUAUUAAUAAACUCUUUAUUUUCACCCUAUUCCAAAGAAAACUGUUGAAAUCAUUUGUCAAAACAAGCACAUGACUCGGCAGUUUCUUUCCUCUAGACGUCUCUAAAACUGUCAAAAAAUGUUAUUAUUUCGCGAAAAUUUGACAUACACAAUAUUAUUACAUCGUAUCAUAAAAUAAACAAAUUAUACUUAUUAUUUUUGUUAUCUUGUAAUAUAAUGUAGCAAUCGAAAAAAUCAUCACUGAAAAUUCGAUUGCACACUGUUUAAAUAACUAAUCAUUUAUUUUUAUCAUUUAGAUUAAAAAACAUUAGUAAAUUUGUACAGUUUUAGAAAUGUAUAAAUAGACGUUGUAUCAAAGCUUGAGUUAUAUUGUAUCCUUGAUUAGUU
Daktulosphaira vitifoliae (grape phylloxera) is the source of this 3072-nucleotide messenger RNA. Its product is annotated as inhibitory POU protein-like. Gene Ontology annotation, molecular function: DNA-binding transcription factor activity, RNA polymerase II-specific; RNA polymerase II cis-regulatory region sequence-specific DNA binding. Gene Ontology annotation, biological process: regulation of transcription by RNA polymerase II. Lineage: Eukaryota; Metazoa; Arthropoda; Insecta; Hemiptera; Phylloxeridae. Bases 331 to 1593 code for a protein of 420 amino acids. The record is from RefSeq and is a predicted model, not a curated record. The transcript has 4 exons.